CACACACUUCUCCUAAGCAGGCUGGUCCAGACUUGAAGUCAGGGUAGCAGCAGCUGACAGGAGUCGUGACUAAGAUGGAGCCUGAAGCCAGCAGAACGAUGGAGAUGGCGGCGCUCGGCCGGCCAUUCAGCCUCGGGAUGCUGUACGACUGCCGUCAAGAUUCACUGGUCCCUGGCAUGACACUGUGGGACUGUGAUGACCUGGCAAAAGAUACAAGAGAAAGACCAAAACCUAGCAGUGACUUUGAGAUGGUUGCAUCUGAGUCACUUGAGGAUAAAUCUUCAGCACUAAAGGUUGAAGCCUCUCUGAAGGCAAGUUUCUUGAGUGGACUGGUUGAGGUUGAAGGAUCGGCCAAAUACCUGAAUGAUCAUAAGACGUCCAAAAAUCAGGCCAGAGUAACACUGAACUACAAAGCUACCACAAAGUUCCAUGAACUGUCGAUGAAUCAUCUUGGAAGAGGCAAUGUGAAGCAUCCGUAUGUCUUUGAUAAAGGACUAGCAACACAUGUAGUCACAGGUAUCCUUUAUGGGGCACAAGCCUUCUUUGUCUUUGACCGUGAGGUGUCUGAAAAAGAAAAUCAUCAAGACAUUCAGGGCAACUUGAAGGUGAUGAUCAAGAAAAUUCCCUGCUUUUCAAUAGAGGGUGAAGGUUCACUGAAGAUGGAAGACGAGGACAGAGAAAAUGUUGAAAAAUUCUCCUGCAAAUUCCAUGGAGACUUUUCUCUUGAAAAGAAUCCUGUGUCCUUUCAGGAUGCAGUAGAAGUUUACCAAAGCCUUCCAAAGUUGUUGGGAGCAAACGGAGAAAACGCUGUACCAGUGAAGGUCUGGCUGUUGCCACUGACCAGUUUAGAUUCUUCUGCCGCUAAACUCGUUCGUCAGAUAAGUAUAAGGUUAGUUCAAGAAUCCCAGAAUGUCCUGGAGGACUUCAGUGACCUGGAAAUGAGGUGCAACGAUGCGUUAAAAACCACCACUGCCCAGCAGUUCUCACAGAUUGGCAAAAAGAUAAAAACUUUUAAACAGAUGUGCUGUGAGUUCAAACUGGAGUUCCAACGAACCCUGUCAAAGAAACUUCCAUCUAUCCGAGGAGGAGGAGAAGAGGAGGCUGUGCUUGCAGAGAUCCUGAAGAAGACAACUUCUUCUCCUUUCAACAGCAAGAACCUGAACGAGUGGAUGGACUGUAAGGAGACGGAAAUCUGCAUUUUAAAGUCUUUCACCUCCAUGAUGAAAAACACCAAGAUCGUCUCAUCUCAAACAGACCUGUGCAAAGAAAGUCUCAAUGUAGAGCACGCUGUGUGUUUUGUCUUCACCUCACUGGGAAGUGUUGAACCAUACCUCUCAACUUUAUCAAACUACUUAAAACAAACACCCAAACAAGACGACGUUCAAGAUCCACACACUCGAGAUUUAGAGAAGGAACAAUGGUACCUUUCGAGCAAAGUAUCAGAUUCAUUGAGGAAUAAAGCAAAGCUCUUCAGUGAUUUUGCAGAGGCCAACCAGGACAACAUGAAGAUUAAGUUUCUGACGGUGGGUUUAACAAAUGAGACACACAAAGGUUCAAGCAUCUACCUUUAUAAAGACGGCUUUUCUGUCAAUGACAACUUUGAGCCGCCUUCAAAGCCUGAAACAGCGACAGUAAGUGAUACAAACCACAACAGUGUGACACUGAAGAUUUCUCCACCCAGAUUUGGAGCAGAGAACAUCACCUCCUACUCUGUUGAGUACCGUGUCAGGGGAGAGGAUGGAUGGGAACAAAGAACGGCAUCAAAAGCUGAAGAAGUUACAGUGAGCGAUCUGAGUCCGAACACAGAGUACGUGUUCAGAUGCAGAGCAGUGACCUCAGUAGGUGUUGGGCCAGCCAGUGAAGUCAGUGGCUGCAUUACAACCUUGCCUUGCAGCCCUCCUGGAAAACCUCAAGUUGAACUAAACUCAAGUGAGAUAUCGGUUAGCUGGGAGAAACCUGCUGAGCUUGGACGAGAUGUCCACGUUUGGAGCUACAUCGUGGAGUACGCCGAACCAGACCACAAGGUGAAAGAGGAAGAUCUCCAAUGGAAACAAAUGAUGGCAAGAGCUGAAAAGUUGAUCAUUUCAGGGCUUCGGUCUGAGACACAAUAUGCUGUCAGGGUCAGGUGUGACUGUGGUGUAGCUGGAAUAAGCAAAGAAAGCAUCACUGUUAAUGUCUGCACAACAAAACGUGAAUUUAUACAUCUCACAGAAUUCCUCAAAAGUACAAGCAAAAGGAUCAAUUCUGAGUCUUCCUCAGUUUACAAACUGCCUCUGACAAAAGAAGAAUUGGACAUCGAUGGAUGCCGGAGGUAUGACUUUGGCAAAGAAAGCAUGAGGUCAAAUCGCACUAUCAUGCUUCUUGGAGCGACCGGAUCAGGAAAGUCUACUCUGAUCAACGGACUCAUCAACUACAUUGUUGGUGUUGAGUGGAAGGACACUUGCAGAUUCAAAUUAAUUGAUGAGGAUCAGUCGAGAUCGCAAGCUGAGAGCCAGACCUCUGAAGUCACCGUGUACAAAAUCAACCACCAAGAGGGGUUCAAAAUCCCCUUCUCUCUGACCGUUGUGGACACCCCAGGGUUUGGGGAUACAAGAGGCAUAAAAAGAGACAAGGAGAUCACAGAGCAAAUCAGGAGGCUCUUCACCUCUGUUAAUGGAGUCAGUGAGAUUGAUGCAGUGUGUUUUGUUACUCAGGCCUCUCUUGCACGACUAACAGCUACACAACAAUAUGUGUUUGACUCUGUGCUCUCCAUUUAUGGCAAAGAUGUGGCAGAGAACAUUCUGAUGCUGGUGACCUUUGCCGAUGGCAAGCAGCCACCGGUUCUUGAGGCCAUAAACGUCUCUAGGGUUCCAUGUCCGAGAAAUGACCUAGGGUUUCCAGUUCACUUCAAAUUCAACAACUCUGCAUUGUUUGCAGACAACAGAAGCAGCAGUGAACGGGCCUGUGAUGGAAACUCUGAUGAGGAUGAUGACAACUUUGAUGAAAUGUUUUGGAAAAUGGGAGCCAAAAGUAUGGAGAAGUUCUUCACUGCUUUGGAUAAAAUGACAACCAAAAGCUUGCUCAUGACCCAAGAGGUUCUAAAAGAACGAAGGCAUCUUGAAACAGCCGUCGAAGGUUUGCAACCGCAAGUUAAAGCUGGAUUAGCAAAACUUGAAGAAAUCAAGACAACCAAAGAGAUGAUUAAAGAGCAUGAAUCAGCCAUGACGUCAAAUGAAAACUUUGAGAUUGAGGUGGAUGUUAUUAUGCCAGUCAAAACAAAUCUCACAAAGAAAGGAGAGUACAUUACCAACUGCCAGAACUGUUCGAUAACAUGCCACUACCCGUGUUUGAUAGCAGAUGAUAGUGGAAAACGUGGCUGUGCGUCGAUGGAUCGCACUGGGAAGUGCACUGUCUGCCCUGGGAAAUGCAUAUGGAGUGUGCAUUUCAACCAGACAUACAAAUGGGAGUAUGUUCAAGUAAAACAGAAGCAGACACUGGAAGAGCUAAAAGACAAGUACAAAAAAGCUGCAAAAGAAAAGAUGACUGUUCAGGAGGUGAUUGAGAGGCAAGAGGAAGAGAUUGUUCAACUUCAAGACAUGAUAGUCUCGCUCAUGGAUCAGUCAUCUCACUCUUUAACUCGUCUGCAAGAGAUCGCCCUGAGUCCUAAUCCUCUGACGACUCCAGAUUACAUCGACAUGCUGAUUGAAGGAGAAAGGGCCGAGGCCAAAGUGGGUUACCUGGCACGAAUUCAGUCUUUGGAGGAGAUGAAGGAAAAAGCAAAAAUCAUUUCCAAAGUAGCCAAGCGAAAGAACCUCAUGAAAACGGAGGCGGAAUUGCAUCAAGAAAAACAGGAGAGGAAAGAAAAGAAAGGUGUGUUUAAGAAAAUUAUGAAUUACUUUGGAUAUUAAGGAAAACAUGUCAUUGUCUGCAGACAUGUUUGCAGCACUGUGAGGUUAUUACAGUUUAAACCUGAACUAAAUGGAAAAUAAGUCAAACGAACAGCUGUAUGACAAUUAAAACAUUGCAUUUGAUGUGUACAUUUUGUAUUGGUAACACAAUUAGUUCAUUUUACAUGAUUAAAUUGUAGGUUUGAUGUAUCUUUAGUAGGUUGAACUGCGAUCUGUGAUGUUCUGCCUGUUCAGACUACAGCACAGAUGACGGUGCUUCACGUGUGCAGUUUGUGCAGUUUGGACUUGUUUUUCUUCGAUGGCAUUUGUCAUUUUAACCAGCACAGGUGAGCUCCAGUAAUAAGUCAAAUGGAUCAAUAACGUAUAGCAAGCACCUGCAACCGUGGUUCAACCAGCUGAUUAUUUUUGGUUAAUAAAGUUAGAGAAGGAUGCAGCGCUAAAAGAAAUGUAAUGUAAUGUAACAUGCAAGUCAUGCAGUAUUAAGUUAACCACACUCCACCAUACUGGUGAAUAUAUAUGCAAAAAUACAUUGAUUUAGAUAUUACAGAUUUCAGCUUUAACAUUUGUCGUUUAUUUCUUUUUGUUGCCCUUUAAUACUAGUAAAGACAUCACAUUUACAUUUGGCUAAUAAAAUACCAAUACCUAUUGUUGGUGGUGGAUAUGCUUGGUUUUACUCAAAACAGUGCUUACUUAUUAAAGUGUUAUGUGAUUGAGAUGUGAUAAUAAAAUCAUUUUGUUGCACG
Cottoperca gobio is the source of this 4630-nucleotide messenger RNA. RefSeq lists its product as uncharacterized. Lineage: Eukaryota; Metazoa; Chordata; Actinopteri; Perciformes; Bovichtidae. The transcript is spliced from 4 exons. The record is from RefSeq and is a predicted model, not a curated record. Gene Ontology annotation, molecular function: protein binding; GTP binding. The coding region runs from base 75 to 3887 and encodes 1270 amino acids.